Asterias rubens (European starfish) is the source of this 2146-nucleotide messenger RNA. Its product is annotated as transmembrane protein 26-like. Bases 1 to 1734 code for a protein of 577 amino acids. The transcript has 3 exons. The record is from RefSeq and is a predicted model, not a curated record. NCBI's taxonomy places the organism in Eukaryota, Metazoa, Echinodermata, Asteroidea, Forcipulatida, Asteriidae.
AUGGGGAAAUUUGGGAUUGUCUUCAAGGGAACUCUGGUCCGUGCACUGUUCUCUCUCCACGCUGGUGUGAGUGUUUGGUUGAUCAGCAAAGACAACGAGAUUUAUUUGUUGAUGUGGCUUUUGUUCCUCCUGUUCAUCUUUUUCGAGGGAGUCUUCACGACCAAAGUGAAAAAACACGGCACUUGGAAAUGGUUUUCUCCAACCGUUUGUCUGUUCCUGCUUUGCUCCGUUCCCUGCCUCUGGAAACUGGAACUCGAGACGUUUGAAACCAGAAAAUAUGUCUUCAUGGAUCCCAACAACACAUGUAAUACAUCUACAUUCCCCCUGAUAAGCCUACCACCUUUGUUUGGAUUCAAGGUACCUGUUGUAUCAGACCUGCUUUUGAGCCUGCCAGAAUGGACGCUCGUCCUUCACCAAACCCUGCUCUUCAUGCUCAUCCUUGGUAGAUGGCUACUCCCAAAGGGCGACCUCUCGCGAGAUCAGCUCUCUCAACUUCUACUGGUGCAGAUCGGCAUGGCGGCAGACAUCUUGGAGUUCGUGACGGAGGGUCUGAAAGCAGAGAUCAUGGUCUACGGCACCUACACGCACGUCCAAGUGCUCAUUAUUCUGACCGUGUGGACUUGGAGCCUGCCGCAGUUCACCCUGAGCCUGACUCUAACCAAAUCGCGGAAGCCCAGAGUAGCUGGCACUGGUAGCAUCUUGAGGGAACAACCUCGCGUAGACCACAGAGGGAACUUCGGAGUGUGUCACCUUUUCUGCGGCACCGAGGUCUGGGCUAUCUUGGUCACCAUGACUAUGCAGGAUUUACCGUUCCUGAGCACCCGUCUUUAUCUUAUCUUCAACCCAGAAAUCCCCAUCUCGAUCCCGUUCUUUUUCUUCACGUUCAAGAAUGCCUUGCUGACCAUGCUACAGCUGUACCGCCUCUCGGUGAUUCUUCAAGAGUACCGGCACCAAAGGAUGGCAAGAGUGAGGGUGACUCCGGAGCAUCAUCCCCCGUCAAUAAUUGAUCUUGAAGAUGUUGAGCCCGUAGAUGAACCACAAGAGAGCCUGCCCAAACACCCCGGUCCGCAGCAGCAGCCAUCCACAACCCCCUGGUUCGCCUCCCGUUUUCUCUCCGGGUUCGUGGGGCCCAAGUUGCGACAGCGGAAGCAUGUCAGUAUCCAGACGGAGCAAUCGCUGCAGAUAGUGGCCAGUAUCUCCUCUCACUGGGCCGUCGAUGUCGACGACGAAGGGGAAUACCUUUACCAAUACGCGGAUACCGAUGCCAAACCAACUGCCAAAGCCCGCGAUGCCCGCUCACCUGCACCGCCAAACGACGCACGUAGUCCUACUCCAGCCGGUGGUGUUCCUAAGCACCCUCAGUACAGACGAAAUCCUAGCCGUACCUUCUCCGAAACCCCGCGAAGUCCUUCACCAAAAUGCGAGGUCAUAAUUGAAAGUACAAAUGAAGACAAAAAGGAUGAACUGACAGUCAUUUUCAAUAAGAAACACGAUCGCGGUGAUCACAGAAGUGUCAAAGAGGAGCCCAAUACGGCUCGGGUUGCCUCUACCGAAAAACGUAGCGAAACACCCCGUGAAUUUAAUCCCAAAGCGGAGGGUCGAUACCGGGAAGAGGAUUCAGUUGCGUCGGUUCGUGGUGAGCUGGUCAACGAUGCCAUCAAUGACAUCAUAUCAAAUUUUGAAGAUUGGUCUGGCUCCGAUGCCCAGUUACAAUCCCGGGACGAUAAAUCCUAAAGUAGAAACAGAGUCGAAAAAAGGGUAAAGAGACGUAGGGACGAGGAUGAAGAAGAUGAGAUAAAUUCGGUUUGACAAUGUACAUUACACGCCAUUUCCUGUCUUUACAUACCCUUUUCGAAUCCACGGUCUCGGCUGUCCAGAUUCGGCUUAGGCUCGCUUGGCCCCUCGGCUUGUUUUGACAAUAUUGAGCGUGCUUUGAGUAAGCGCCAAGGGCCUCAGACGAGAGGAAGGAGCCUGAAACCGAAUCCAAAGCCGAAGACGUGGUUUAGAAAAGGGCAUUGCCUGUUUUACUUGUUUUGUACUCUUAUAACUAUUACACUAAAAAAAUGUAUCUACAUAAUAAUGUUUUGCAUUAGGUUUCAUAAUAACAGCCUCUGCUUGUUGUAAACAAAAUGCUCUGUAUAUUUGC